Messenger RNA from Penicillium bovifimosum, 1146 nucleotides. RefSeq lists its product as uncharacterized. The record is from RefSeq and is a predicted model, not a curated record. The coding region runs from base 1 to 1146 and encodes 381 amino acids. The transcript has 2 exons. NCBI's taxonomy places the organism in Eukaryota, Fungi, Ascomycota, Eurotiomycetes, Eurotiales, Aspergillaceae.
AUGUCGGAGGAAUGGCGAGAGCGCUCCGCUGCGCCCUCUCCGGAUCCUCAUCUCGGGCCUCUCAAAUGCAAGAGAACAAGCUCCCCUGCGCUCUCUCCGGAUCCUGAUCUCGGAACUCUCAAACGCAAGAGAUCAAGUUCCCCGUCACCACCCCGGUCAAGACCCCAAAAGCGAAGAAAGAAGAACAAAGGGUUCGCAAGCGACCAUGGGCAUACUUUUGCAGGGUUCAUAUUCAAUCACAACAGACAAGAAGCCGAAGGCAUAGCUCGGAAGAUCUAUACGCUGCCAAUCCAGGAACAAGUGGAGAGCCGACUCGUAUUGUAUGGCGAUGCUAGCAUUCGUGGCGCUGCGCCGCCGUGGGAAUUGUUUGGAGAUCCAAGCAAAAUCCCCUCGAAUGGGACGGAACCUCCGCUGUGCAAACCACGUCGUCUUCUUGUCGCCGUUGAUUGCCUCAACCCGGAACGAAUACGAUUCCGGGAUGGCCCAGGCAAUUGGUCGUGCGCGCUGGCGUUGAAGUUCGCAGUGGAGAAUAUCGACAAUCCCGAAUUCCUUGUCACCCAGGAUCGAUCCGCCGGCACGACUUUCCUUAGGCCCAGGUUCGGCCACGUGCAGCCACACGCGAUGAGAAGAGAAGUUUUCAUCUUCACCGACGACAUGAUAGCUCUGCUUCGGCUUAACGGCAGUGUUGCGUAUGCUGCUGGAGACGAAUACGCCGUCCAGAUCGGAGAUAUCUGUCGCCUGUCCGACCUUUUAGCUCAGCUUCGGCUUAACGGCAGUGUUGCGUAUGCUGCUGGAGACGAAUACGCCGUCCAGAUCGGAGAGACCUGUCGCCUGUCCGACCUUUUAGCUCAGCAUGAUGUUCAUGUUGAACUGCAUCUAAGCCCGGGUCAUAAGGGCAUUCCUGGAAACGAGGCAGCCGACGACUUGUCCCGGAUAGCUCAGAAGCAGAUAUAUUCCGUCCCAUGGACACGAGCAGAUAUCGAUAUCAGUGGGGGAGAAAUCCUAAGGGCAACCGUCAUGCUCGAAGCAUCCCUGGCUGCGAAGUCCAGCCCAACGACUCCAGCCACCGAGCAGGCACUUCCGAUCAAGCUUCCUCUCCGGCCCUGGACGGGCGAAGAGCCCCUUCCAGACAGGCGUUCACAGUAA